GUUCAGCGAGCUGCUGAGCGGGAGAGGGCGCUGGUGGGACUCGAGGCCUACUCUGCACCUACGGCUCAGACUCACAGCUCUAGACACCCCUGCAACUCUUUUGCGAACAGCAAGCGCGCGCGCGACUGCCAACUGGUGUCAGCUCCCGCUUGUUGCACAUUCCUUUGGGCCCUGCAACAGAGCCUUCUCGCCUUCAAACAAGGUUCCUCAGGUUCCAAGAGCGUCCAGGGUUCCGCUGUCAUUAACAACGCCAGACGAUGGCCCCCGCCCCAGCUUUCGAGCCGUCCUGCUCCAUGCUGUCCGUCUUCAGCAUGUGCACCGCGCUACCGCUGGCGGAGCGUGACGUGAACGGCGCCGGCGCCUGCUUCUCAGGAGCCUCCGCGCUGGCGUGCCCCUCCAAACCGGCUUCGAUACGCCGUGGGGCGUCGUUCCUCGAUGUGGAGGAUGCCUGUGUGGGCCUGACUAGCGCCGACCGUGCCUGCUUCCUCAUACCUGAGGACAGCGUGUAUGUGUCGCCCGCCUGCUCCGCUCGCGAGAACGCCGGCGCCGGCCCCCGCCUGCCGCUGCCCAGCGGCACCUUCACCACCGCCGUCGCCACCUCGACGAGCGGUGCCAGCCUCAGCGGCCUCUCCGCUGCGCCCACCGGCUUUCUGGCGGGCUGCGAGGAGUUUGUCCAUGCGUCCGUGUGCUUUGAGAAGGCAGCCCAGGCGCUGGAGGCCGUCACCCGCCCGCCGCCCGCGGUUCCCUCGUGUAGCCCUAGCACGAGCUCCGGUGCCGCGAACGGCGCGCAGGCCGACGAGCCCGCUGCCGGUCUCUUCCGGCGCGUGAGCUCUCUGGCGCCCUCCCCCGCUGCCAGCAGCCAUGAGAACCACCAGCACCAGCACCAGGACGGCUCCUGUUGCUCUUCGGCGGAGGCGGUGGAGGCGCCGGCGGCGCCCGUCGUGUCGGACGGUGCGGCGGCCUGUGCGGAGCAGCUUCCCCAGCAGGUAUUGCUGCCCCAGGUGCCUCUGGAGCACCACCGGCAUGAAUACCUGGACGCGUCGAGCGCAGCGCUGCAGCUGCAGGCUCAGCUGCCCACGAUGCUCGAGGAGCAGCAGCAGCAAUCGCCGGAGGAGGCGGCUCAGCCUGAGCAGUUGCAGCUGCUGCAGGCGGUCCCGGCCCCGGCUCCGGCUCCCCGGGCCUUCCACCACAAGACUGGUGGCCCCUGUGAUCACUGCGGCGCCACGGAGUCGCCGCAGUGGCGCCGCGGCCCGCCCGCCAAGCCCAUGCUGUGCAACGCCUGCGGCACCCGAUACCGCCGCACUAACCAGCUCGGCCCUGUGGGCGCACACACGCCGGCGGGCCGUGCUGCAGCCGCGGCAGCAGCUGCGGGCGCGUCCGUGUCUGGCGGCAAGCGCAUCAGCAAGGGACACGGCGGCGCCGCGGCCAAACGCAACCGUGCGAGCUACUGAGCUGGCGCUAUGGACGCUUGGGACAUGGAGCGCUGUGUUGGCUUUGCCUGGUCGCGUGGUUGUGGCCCCCAAUUGCGGCUGCAUGGCUGCGGCCGCCGCAGCUGACGGACUUGACUCUCGGACGACGCGACUUCGCUUUCGUAUUAGUGCCGUUGUUCGGCGGCGUAAGUAACUUCGAAGGGCGGUAGGAGGGGGCAGAUGCCGCCUGCAAGCGCAGGCCAUGCUAGCACUGGGCGGGUGGAUGUCAAUGGUCGGAUGACAUUUGGGUUGUGAUCAGGAGCCAUGCGUGAUUCGUGGGUGCCGUGUGCACGCACCCCGGGCGCUCAGCUGCGGGGGGCACGUGCAACUGCGCACCUGCGAUACAAACAGCCGGCGGGGAGCUGUCCGUCCAAUACGACAGCUCAUAACAUUUUUGCCCUGCACCAAAACCAAAAAAUUGUGUUGAGUUCAUGUUGUUGGUGCGUGACGUGUUGGCGCCUAAAGUACAUACGAAACGACAACGGGGGUGUUGUUGCUGGUACAGACGUUGUGUGCUGGGUGUUUGAUCGGCACGAACGGAUGUGCAUGACUGUGGUGUUGGCGAUGCAGCUGCAAGCGCGGACGGGAGUGUGUGUGUGUGUGUGCGUGCAUGUACAGUCGUGUAAGGUGGAGAGCUGAUGAUGCGGAUGAUUCCCUGUGGCGUGUGGCAGGAUGUGAUUGUUGAGUUGGCUGCACGCACCAGUGGCCGUGUGUCGUACCGUGCGAGGGCGGUUGCGCUGUGUUACAGUCAAGAUGUUGUUCGUGAUGUGUAUUACUGCUGCACCCAUUCAAGGAAAGUCAAAAUACAUGUGCUUAUAGCUGCAGUACCGCGACUCACCUGCGGCUGCGGCCUGUCCGCGGAUUGUCAGGAGGCUGGGGCGGACAUGUGAGGGUGAGAGAGUGAUUCUUCGGGUCGAGCUGCACAAUUGAGCCGCCCAUCAUCAAAGUAGCGCAUGGACUGAACUCCUGGAGGCCGAACGGACCGGCCGCAGUCCACAUCGUGGCGGCCGGUCCGGCAUGUUGCACGCGAUAUCGUACUGGUGUACUGAAGGGCGUGCAAAGUCGGCGCAUCGGGACGCAGCUCGUCGGUAGUGUUCGGGACAUGGCGUGUGGUCUCCUGGCGUUGGUCUGUGCGCCAAUUGUUUCCCUUGUUGCCUCUGCAUGCAUGACGCCGCAGAAAGAAGAUUCAUCCUCCCGUGGUGUACGUCUAAAGAAUUGUACGGUGAAGCACAUGGUUAAGUGUGCUCGUGCGCAUUGCAUGCAUUGAAAUGCAUAGUCUGUUGAGCGGCGAAAGGUGCGGCGCCAAUUCGAGGGCCCGGCCUGUAGAGGAGGCAGUUUCUGUUAAAAUGCAGGUGGUACGGACGUAGUGAGGUGCGGCGCUGAACACGAGGGAGCGUGCGCUGCGAUCGCAUGCAGUGGCCCCGAGGCGAGGGGGGGCUGUAACCGCAACUCCCACCUUGGUCCAGUCAUACUCCAAACGCUCUGCCUCAACCCGGGGCGCAAACCAUACAUGUGGCCUGCAGUCUUGGCGUCGUCCGACCAGGCAAAACGAGCAGCCUCGGGGGUAUGGUCACAUUGUAAUGUGCAGUAAUG
Chlamydomonas reinhardtii is the source of this 3062-nucleotide messenger RNA. RefSeq lists its product as uncharacterized. Lineage: Eukaryota; Viridiplantae; Chlorophyta; Chlorophyceae; Chlamydomonadales; Chlamydomonadaceae. Gene Ontology annotation, molecular function: sequence-specific DNA binding; zinc ion binding. The transcript is spliced from 3 exons. Bases 258 to 1451 code for a protein of 397 amino acids. Gene Ontology annotation, biological process: regulation of DNA-templated transcription. The record is from RefSeq and is a predicted model, not a curated record.